Molecule: messenger RNA, 5819 nt
Organism: Acipenser ruthenus (sterlet)
Lineage: Eukaryota; Metazoa; Chordata; Actinopteri; Acipenseriformes; Acipenseridae
Product: CUE domain-containing protein 1-like
Exons: 11
Coding region: 803-2044 (413 amino acids)
Molecular function (GO): ubiquitin binding
Source: RefSeq, a predicted model, not a curated record
AAGUCUCUCAGCCUUGGUUUCGUACAUUUUAGCCAAGACAAACUCAAGCGCUUAGCCACUGCAGCUGCGUUUCCUAUUGCUCUCCACUAGGAAGCUGUGUCGGUCUCCUUUUAUCCCCCCUCGUAGUAACCAAACCAAACAUACAUCUAAUUUCUGCUUCGGGCUGUACAGUUGCUGGCGUUUCGGAUCUCCGACGAAACUUAAGGAAGCACUGUUUCCCCCUCGCAGAGGAUUCGCUUUCGCGCAAGAUCAACACGGGCAGACCCGGAGGAGUUGCAGAUUGGGAAAUGCGGUGGGUUCAAGCGAUCUCCUUCUGGCCGCGCUCCCGCUGAGGAAUCGGAGUACUGAGCUGUUCCUCGGGAGAUGGUGGGCUGGUCCGUAGGCACAAGCAGAAGUCUGGGACACAUCCUACACCUUGACUCUCUGCGAGAUUAACCGUUUAUCUGGGGAAACUCAUGAGUGUGGUGGAACUGUUUGUUUUUUUUAGUUAUCCAGCAAAGUUUGUCAUGUGUUUCUUGAGAGUAUGAUGACUGCAUGUAGAGACAGAUAAUGAUAGACAGGGAUUUAGACAGAAUACCCACUGAGCCGCUUUUCUAGCCCCCCCGCCCCCCCUUAAGAAGACUGUUUGGCGGAUUCACAUUGCAGGUGUGAUGGCAAUCUACACAGCACGAUAGCAAAUAAAAUAAAACCAUAAAAAAACUACUUUUAAGUAAUCAGAUCGGGGGGUGGGGGGGGAGUCACGUUUUCUCACGUGCCGUCCACGAUUCGGAAAUCGAACAUUUUUCCAAAGAGGCUCGUGAAGAUGACCAGCCUGUUCCGCCGGAGCAGCUCGAGAGGGGGCUCUGCGGGGAGCAACGACGGCGCCCCCGGCAACGGCUCCUCCGCCGCGCCGCAGGAUCUCAACAACAGCCGUCCCGCAGCCCGGCCAGUCCGCCGGCUGGAGUUCAACCAGGCCAUGGAGGACUUCAAGAUCAUGUUCCCCAGCGUGGACUCGGACGUGAUCGAGUGCGUGCUGAGGGCUAACAGCGGGGCCGUGGAGGCAACCAUCAACCAGCUGCUGCAGAUGAACAUGGACGGCUACGACGACAGUGACGACUCUGACGACAGCAUCCCGCCAGAGAUUCUGGAGCGCACGCUGGAGCCGGACAGCUCAGACGAGGAGCCUCCUCCCGUCUACUCCCCCCCUGCCUACGACAUGCACAUCUACGACAGGAAGUACCCCGAGGCCCCGCCCAUACCGCCUCCCAGGUACGGGCAGGAAGAGGCGGGGCAUGCCACGGCACUCAGUAGCUACAGUUACAUGUUUGACGCCCAGCCCCCAGCAGGUCCCAGGCCAGCCCGUCGCUACAGGGACUGGAACCCCCCCUUACUGGGCAGCCUGCCAGACGACUUCCUGAGGAUCCUGCCCCAGCAGAGGGGCAGUGUGCAGAACUCUCAGAGCAGCCAACCCCAGGUCCCGGGGGCGGGGUCUACAGUGACUGCAGCAGCGAGGGGCGGGGCUCAGGCAUCGCAGGGCGUGGCCACUGAGCAGGAGCGCAAGCUGAAACAGUACCUGGAUGACGAGAGGAUCGCGCUGUUCCUGCAGAACGAGGAGUUCAUGAGAGAGCUGCAGCGCAACAGGGAGUUCCUCCUUGCCUUGGAGAAAGAUCGGCUGAAGUACGAAUCAAAGAAAUCCAAGCCCAGCCAUACCUCGGCCAGCCUGGAGAAUUCUACAGCAGGUGAUCACAACGCCCCGGGGCCAGUUGAGACCUGCAGCACCGUGUCUGACGAUGCCAUGUUCAGAGACAAGCUCAAGCACAUGGGCAAAUCUACAAGGAAGAAACUGUUUGAAAUAGCGAGAACUUUCUCGGAGAAGACGAAGAUGAGAAAGCCCAAGAGGAAAGCAUUGCUGAAGCAUCAGGCCCUGGGGACAGCGGCCUCUACAACAAACCUGCUGGAUGACGUGGAAGGAAACUCCUGUGAUGAUGACGUGCAGGGCAGGAGAGUGCCGGCUCAUGAAGAGGAGGAGGAGGAGGAAGAGGGGCGCAGGGAGCCUCCGUCAUGAUCCCCAAGGCCAGGUCUCCUGGGUUUCUAUUGCUGUGUGGAGCCGACCUGACUGAUCUGGAGCCGGACACAUGAAGGCAGCUGGCUCACUUUCCUUCCUUUCUUCAGUGCUUUCCUGUUCUCUGCAGUUUUUUAACAAGGCACAGUUUAAUACCGGUUGGGGGGGGGACAGAAAACCAGUACCUCAUACUAAAGACUGCUUCAGUGUUUUAAUAGAGCCGUUUACAUCCCUUCUAAAUGUAUACAGAACUUGAGUUGACUUCUUUUGUAUUUAAUACCAUGAUGUUGUCAUCAUUCGUUCAAGUUUCUACAAUUUACUGUUUAAAAAAAUAAUGUUGUACAGGUAUUGCAUUUUACACAACAGAGUUCCUUGCUGUGUUUUGUACGCUAGUGGCAUUCUUAGAGCAGAAUGCCUAUUCUGUUUCAAAGUUCUAUCACAGGCAUUAAUUCUGGAACACAGUGUGCUUCACCUGGGGAAUAUUCUGAACACAGAAUUCCGAUUCCAGGUAGAAUCUCAGUGUUCCACUGAUUUUCUGAAUAUUGGUAUCCAGUAUCCAUAUCCUGAAAGCAGAGAGUGAUCAGCUAAUUAGCCACAUCUGGUAUGGGUGUGUUUUAAAACUGCAAGUGGAGCAUCAUGAUCUGAGUGUAGGGAGAGCCCUGAAUACCCUGUGCUGUUAACAGGAAUGGGGUCCCAGGUCCCUGUGCUCUGUACUGUAGCAAUACCUGUUCACUGACCAGGUCUGCUUCGACACCUAUAAUAUCAGCAUAACACCCACCUCUGCAUGCUGUUUUUAAAAAGAGAUGAACCUACCGAUAUGUCAGUAGUAUUAUUAUCAUCAUCAUUAUUAUUAUUAUUAUUAUUAUUAUUAUUAUUAUUAUUAUUAUUAUUAGAGCAGAAAUUAAUAAUGGACAUAAACUAGUGGCUGUAAAUUGCGUAGGAAAAAAAAUGGUAUUGUGUUGAUCUUGUCCAACAUGCUUCUAAAUGAGCAGAGAUUUAUUUUUCAUUCUUGUGGUCAUGCAUGCGGUGAUGUAUAUGGAAAUCUUACAGAGCGUGGUGUUUGAAUAGGAAUUGGGUGGGGAAGGGGAGUGAAGCGCAUUCUCCCACUGAAAGAGCUAAACCAUGUGUUCUCUAGGUCUUUCCUGUUCCAAUAACAGUGUCUGGUGCGCAUUUGUAAGCACGCAGUAUAGAGGGCUAAGGAAACUCUGCACAUUGUAUCAAUGUCGUGAACAUGAUCAGGUGUCGGUUUGGUUUUUGUGUGACAUACAGUAGAUUUAAAAAGGUGACUGCUAGUACUAAUUACAAUGUAUUGGUGUGAAUAAUUGUCAAGGAGCAGAAAUAGCUCUAACAAUGUUUGGUAUUGCUAUACUCCGUUCAGUUGGUCAGAACCAUGAAUUCACUGUUUUUAUAUUUUUACUGUUUCCCCGAUUUUCAGGAUGCCACAGCGGUGUUUUAAUGCUAACCUGAAUCUUUAAUUAAAAAGCAUCUACAGUGAAAAGGAUAUCCGAAUGUUUUGCAUGUUCGUUAUUCAUAUGGAAGCAUGGUCCUACACAUUUUUGUUUGUUUGUUUCAACAUUGUGUAAAUGAGCCUCCACAUCCAUGUGCAGAUAGUACCAGAUCUCUCAGGGAUUUUCAACACAAAUUCCCCUUUGUCUUGCUGCUUUUCAUUACUUAACCAGGCCUGGGAAGUACUCCAGACCGGAGUUUCGAUCAAUGAAGCUCAAUCUAAAUCAAAUACAAUUUUGAGGGGGAGGAUUUGAUUGUAGAUUAUUGCUGGCCUAGGUUUGUUUUUUAAAAUGAAGUGAUCAGUCAUCAUAAGCAUCAUAAUUAACUACGUACUAUGUAGGUACGUUUAAUAGAGUGAAAUAGUAAGGAGUGAUUGUGGUUACCAUGGCAUCGAAAGCCUAGAAGUACCUCCCCCUGUUUGUUUUCAAACGCACGUUCCCCAAGGUAUGUUAAACAUACCCAAACGUUGACCCAUUUGGUUUCCAUUUUUCAUAGCCUUUUUAAUUUUCUGUUUGAAAGUAUCAAUUGAAGCUCUUCCUAGCUGUGUGUGACACUGUCAUGAUGAAGACAUGUCCCUGCAGGUCCUCCGGCAGACGGAAGCCUUUUGUGUCCUCCUUCCCCUUUUGAUAUUCAGCUUCACGUAUGUAGAGGUUCUAAUAAUAUGUUUCAAUAAUUCUGUAGGUUAUUGCACUUGGAUGAGGUGUAAAGUCCUGGGCUGUGACAUACAGAAACUCAUUUUUUGGUGGUUAAUUUGCUGUGUUAUUCAGGUUGAUAUUUCUGUUUGUUUUGAUUAUUUUUUUUAAUCUACAGUUUUCUUCCAGUUGUACAUACUGUACUGUAACAUCACUUAUCCAUAACCUGUGAUCCAUACAGUACAUGGAUCACGUGUGCACUGAAGUUAUUAUCGCUUCCUAAACCACGGCGAACCCUCUUUAUACAACGCGUGAAAAACAAACGCAAGGAUUAUACUGCAAACGGGCAAAGGAGAUGUCUUUUACAAGAAUGUUCAUUAUGACAUAACAAUGCUAAUCAUGUCCUCGCAUUACAUGUUUCAUUUUAAUGUCUUAUUUCAUUCCACUACCGGUGAUUUAACAUGAUUUUUUUUCAUAUUAAAUGUUUUGUCAAACCUGCCGUGUGUGUGUGUGUGUGUGUGUGUGUGUGUGCAUAGAAAUAUGUGUAAUAUAGUUCCAUAUAAAAACAAUUGCUUAAGUAGAGUAUUGGUAUUUUUUUUAAGUUUCAGAGAAGCACCCCUAUAUUAACAAUGCCUCCCCUUUUCCAUAAAGAGAGGCUCAGUAUGUAGAAGCACAAACAGAAGGAAGUCUGUCCCGAGCGUGGAUGUAGAUGAUGCUGCUGCCGCAUGCCUGCUCGCAUGGACCUGCUAAUGAUCCGGGGGUAACUGGGUGAACAAAGGGGAUGCAGGACAGCGCCCCUGAGGCGUGACUCUGAUUCCUGUGUGUUUGUUCUGGUUCGGCUGUCAUUGUAACUCCAGUCGACAGCUUCAGGCUCUUUUUACAACUCGUUUGAGAUAAGCUUUUGUUUUAUACGUCCAGCAGAGAUCAAAUACCUUCUGUGUUUUUAAUAGAGCUCAAAUAUUUCUCUAGUCUAGAUCUCUGGUUUGGGUUCAGUCUCAUCUAGUACAUACAUGCUACACUUCCUGUGGUGGGGCAGAAAGUUUUACCCAAUAGGUGCCUGUGGAUGAUAAAGGCUAGAUUAUAAAGCUUGUAGUGCUGGCAAGUUCUCUGUGAUUAGAAAUUCACAAUGCUGGUGUUUUGUGCUUACUGAAUGUAGGGGGUUAGGCCAGUAGAACCGUUACUUUCUCACAGCAAGAAAGCUUAUUCCUGGCGUAUCGAUGCGAGAGCAGUGUUCUGAGUGGUGCAUAAUUCAGAUAUACGGGUGAAUGCAUACUGUAUGUAUUGGUUAUAUAUAUGUAAGACAUUUCAAAGGUAAACUUUAACUUGCCCUGUGUAUCUAGUUGAGUUCUGGAAGUCCUUGUAUAAAAAAGGGACAACGGGUUCUCCCUUUUUUUUAUGACAAUACUGAAAUUGAAAUAUGUGUAAACUAAAUGUUUUUAAAAGAAAUAUAUACUGAGCAUCAAAAGAUACUUAUCACUAUUGUAACACAUUUAAGGUAUAUAAAUGAUGAACAUUGAUGAAAUGUUUUUGGUUUCUUUUUAAUCGCUCGAUCAUUGGACACUGGGUAUGGAGUGAUUUCAGCUGCUGAAUUGAAAGCUUGAAUACAAGCAAUAAAGAAAAUCACAGGAAAAAAAAAAAAA